AUGUGUACCUUUCGAUGCCUACUGCUGGCGGUGGCGUUGUCGUUGGUCGCUUCGCCGUCUUCUUCGUCGUUUGCGCAAUACGCAGCUGGUCCGGCCAAGAUUUUUCCUCUUGAAAGGGCGUUUCCUCUCGACGAGCAAGUGGAGCUGAAUGAGCUCAGGGCGCGUGAUCGUGUCAGGCACGCGCGUAUCUUACUCAGCGGAGGCGGAGGCCGUCGCCGGAGCUCCAUCGGCGGCGUGGUUGAUUUCCCAGUUCAAGGCUCUUCCGAUCCUUUCCUCGUCGGGCUUUAUUUCACAAAGGUCAAAUUGGGAUCUCCUCCUACAGAGUUCAAUGUUCAGAUAGAUACUGGGAGUGACAUCUUGUGGGUUACUUGUGGUUCUUGCAGUAAUUGCCCUCGCUCCAGUGGACUUGGAAUAGAGCUCCAUUUCUUUGACGCUCCUGGCUCCUUGACUGCUGGCUCUGUGACUUGCUCAGAUCCGAUUUGUUCUUCAGCUUUUCAGACUACAGCAGCACAAUGCUCUGAGAAUAACCAGUGUGGUUACUCUUUUCGCUAUGGUGAUGGAAGUGGGACUUCAGGUUACUACAUGACUGACACGUUCUACUUCGACGCCAUUUUGGGAGAGUCUGUGGUUGCAAACUCAUCUGCUCCCAUUGCUUUCGGGUGUAGUACAUUUCAAUCUGGAGACUUGACAAAGUCACAAAAGGCAGUGGAUGGAAUAUUUGGUUUUGGCAAGGGGAAGUUGUCAGUUAUUUCUCAGUUGUCGUCACGAGGGAUUACACCGCCGGUGUUUUCUCAUUGCUUGAAAGGAGAUGGUAGUGGAGGUGGUGUCUUUGUCCUUGGCGAGAUCUUAGUCCCAGGAAUGGUUUACAGUCCUCUCGUCCCAUCACAGCCUCAUUAUAACUUAAAUAUGGUCAGCAUUGGGGUGAAUGGGCAGAUGCUGUCCAUCGAUGGAGUGGCGUUUGAAACAUCAAAUACACGUGGAACUAUUGUUGACACAGGAACCACUUUGACAUAUCUGGUGAAAGAGGCUUAUGAUCCCUUUCUCAGUGCUAUAACAAGUAGUGUGUCACAGUUGGCAACACCGAUCAUUUCUAAUGGAGAGCAGUGCUAUUUGGUCUCGACUAGCAUAAAUGACAUGUUUCCUCCUGUAAGUCUCAACUUUGCUGGUGGUGCAUCGAUGAUGUUAAGACCUCAGGACUACUUAUUUCAUUAUGGUUUCUAUGAUGGUGCGUCCAUGUGGUGCAUUGGUUUUGCGAAAGCCCCGGAAGAACAAAACAUUUUAGGAGAUCUUGUCCUUAAAGAUAAAGUCUUUGUGUAUGAUCUUGCUCGGCAACGGAUUGGAUGGGCAAACUAUGAUUGUUCGAUGUCUGUGAAUGUAUCGGUAACUUCAGGAAAGGAUUUAGUAAACUCAGGGCAGCCAUGCUUGAGCAUCUCAACAAGGGACAUGUUAUUAAGAUUCUUUUCUAGCAUCUUCUUGGCUCUACUUGUUUGUAUUUUCUUCUCCUUGACGUAA
Molecule: messenger RNA, 1512 nt
Organism: Microthlaspi erraticum
Lineage: Eukaryota; Viridiplantae; Streptophyta; Magnoliopsida; Brassicales; Brassicaceae
Source: the annotation of a GenBank genome assembly